Messenger RNA from Teleopsis dalmanni, 1278 nucleotides. RefSeq lists its product as uncharacterized. Bases 1 to 1278 code for a protein of 425 amino acids. The transcript is spliced from 2 exons. Lineage: Eukaryota; Metazoa; Arthropoda; Insecta; Diptera; Diopsidae. The record is from RefSeq and is a predicted model, not a curated record.
AUGCGUGACUCUUUAUUAGGAAGACAGAGAUCGAACUCAGCUUGCGAAAGUUCAAAACUCGGUGAUUCUACUCCAACCUUUAAUAAGAUAAGCGAGCCAGAAAUAAAAGAUCUUCAACAAAAAGUAAUUGAUUUGCAAGUAUUAUGCCAACAACUUAAAAAAGAAAAUGAACGUCUUAAAACGGAAAAUGCCAAUUUGAAAACAGAGAAAGAUUCAAAUUCAUUACCAACUAGUUGUUCGGUGGAGAAAUCCCAAGAAUAUGUAACAGAUGAAGAGGAGCUAGCAAAAGAGACGGAUUGGAUAUUAAAGAAAUCUAGACCCAAUAAAAAACGUAGAGCAGAAUCCUCACCUGAGGUAAUCACUCAAGCCAAAAAUGUUGAAAAAACUGAACCCAAUAAAAGAAGUGAGCUACGCCCGCCUCCAAUAGUGAUUUCAAAUGUUAAUCAAUAUCAAGAACUGCAAAGUACUAUUGAAAAAAAUGUCAAAAACAAAUUUUCAAUACGAUUACUUGGAAAUGGUACUCAAAAAAUCAAUGUUUUUGAUGGAGAUGAUUACAGAUCUGUCACUAAAAGUCUCUCAAAUUCAAACUUCAACUGGUUUUCGUACGAAAAUAAGCAGAUACGACCCAUCAGAGUCAUUGUAAAAAAUUUGCAUCAUUCAUGUGAAGAAGAAAGUAUUGUUAGCGAUUUGCAACAACAGGGCUUCAACGCAUUGAGUGCUAAAAAUAAACUUAAACAAAAAACAAAAGAACCAUUAGACAUAUUUCUUCUAACGUUUGAACAUAAUGAAGACAUCAAUAAAAUAUUCGGAAUAAAACAUAUUCUGCACUCAAUAGUCAAAAUCGAAGCUGUCAAGUCUCCCAAACUUAUACCACAGUAUGCUAACGAACAGCCAAAGUGUUGCAACUGUGGUGAAAACCAUCCUGCGAACUACAGAGGGUGUGUUGCAGCUAUUGAGCUGGAAAAAAUUAGAAAUAAACGAAUAAGUAACCAGGAACAGAAUAAAGAACUGCUUAGCAAACCAAAACCACUUUCCACACAUACUACAAAUAAAAAGCAAAAUGUAUCUUAUGCACAAGCAGUUAAGAGUAAUGGUAAAGUUAGCUAUGCGAGCAAUAUGGAGCCAAUAGCCACUUCUAGUACGAAUAAACAAAAUGAAGAUGUACUCACACAAAUCCUGCAUAAACUUCAAAAGCAGGAGGUAGUAGCUAACGCAAUACAAGUCCGACUAACUAAGCUAGAACAAAAACUCAACGAAAAUUCAAAAAAUAAAAAAUGA